Prunus dulcis (almond) is the source of this 1041-nucleotide messenger RNA. Its product is annotated as ras-related protein RABA4d. The coding region runs from base 300 to 968 and encodes 222 amino acids. Lineage: Eukaryota; Viridiplantae; Streptophyta; Magnoliopsida; Rosales; Rosaceae. The transcript has 2 exons. The record is from RefSeq and is a predicted model, not a curated record. Gene Ontology annotation, cellular component: endosome. Gene Ontology annotation, molecular function: GTPase activity; GTP binding.
CUCUAACUCCUCUCUCCCUCCCCUUCUCCACAAAUGACCAAACCACCAUGUCCAGCUCCUAACAAACUCUCCUCUUCCUUUCAAACCCUAAUUUUACCACAUUUCCCAUUCUCUCCCUCUCUGUUUCAGUAAUUCUCCAAACACACCCCAAUUCUUGCUCUGCUGCAGCACAAGCUUUUCAUGUCCAACAAAAUGCACCCACAUGGUUGAUCUGAAAAAUUCACAUUGUUUCAUAUUGUUUUUUAUGUUCCAAAUUGUGGGUUUAAGAAGCAAUCUGGUGUGGUUUGAUCGCGGUGAGGAUGUCGAAUUUGUACGGAGAUUACAAUCAGAAAAUUGAUUACGUGUUCAAAGUGGUGUUGAUUGGAGACUCGGCGGUUGGAAAAACACAGCUGCUCGCGCGCUUUGCUAGAAAUGAAUUCAGUGUGGACUCGAAAGCCACAAUCGGGGUCGAAUUUCAGACGAAAACUCUUGUUCUCGAUCACAAGACGGUGAAGGCGCAGAUUUGGGACACUGCUGGCCAAGAAAGGUACAGAGCUGUCACAAGUGCAUACUACCGAGGCGCAGUCGGAGCAAUGCUGGUUUAUGACAUGACAAAGCGCCAAUCAUUUGAUCACAUGGCUAGGUGGUUGGAGGAAUUAAGGGGCCAUGCUGAUAAGAACAUUGUUAUUAUGCUCAUUGGCAACAAAUGCGACUUGGGAAGUCUCCGAGCAGUGCCAACUGAAGAUGCACAGGAGUUUGCUCAAAGAGAGAACCUAUUUUUUAUGGAGACAUCUGCUCUUGAAGCCACCAAUGUCGAAACCGCCUUCUUGAUGAUUUUAAUGGAGAUAUACCGGAUAAUGAGCAAGAAGACCCUCGCUUCCAAUGAUCAAGAUGGUGGAGAUUCAGGGCUUCUAAAGGGAACUGCGAUUAUCGUUCCUAGUCCAGAGUCGGAUGCCUCCAGGAAGGGGGGCUGCUGCUUUUCCUCCUAAUUUUAUCAAACUUUUACUUUCAAUUUUUUUGAGGCUUAAUUUCCAGAAAACAGCCUCCAUUAGUAUAUGGAAU